This is a messenger RNA of Polistes canadensis, 4740 nucleotides long. RefSeq names its product osmotic avoidance abnormal protein 3-like. The coding region runs from base 230 to 2740 and encodes 836 amino acids. Gene Ontology annotation, biological process: microtubule-based movement. The record is from RefSeq and is a predicted model, not a curated record. The transcript is spliced from 6 exons. NCBI's taxonomy places the organism in Eukaryota, Metazoa, Arthropoda, Insecta, Hymenoptera, Vespidae. Gene Ontology annotation, molecular function: ATP binding; microtubule motor activity; microtubule binding.
AAGCAAAAAUGACGAUGCGAGAGGUGUCGCGUAAGUCGUGAAAUUCGACAGUUCCGCUUUUCACGUCGUUUCGCGUAUACAUUCUUUCUGUAUAUCAUUAUUUUCUCCCCUACUUAUUGUUAAAAAAAUAAAUAAAAGUGUUUUAGUUAUUUUUAAUAUAUUUUAAUUUUGAAUUUUUUUAUGCGUUAUAAUCAUCGCAUGCUGGAAAUAAAAUAUCGUCUUUUUCCAGAUGAGCGAGUCGGUAAAAGUAGCCGUAAGAUGUCGGCCUAUGUCCAAUCGGGAGCAACAACAAGGAUGCAGGAACGUGGUGACGAUCGACAGGUUGACCAAAUGUUGUACGCUGGAGAAUCCAUCAUCGAAUGGUUUGACAGGAGGAAAAGUGUAUCAAUUCGAUGCAACAUUUGGUGCCGAGGCAAGCACGGAAUUAGUAUACGAAGAUGUUGGAUCGGUCAUCGUGGAAGCUGUACUCCAUGGUUACAAUGGUACAGUCUUUGCUUAUGGGCAAACAGGUUGUGGAAAGUCUUAUACGAUGCGGGGAUUCAUCGAACGUACAUUGGAACAUCUUUUCGAAGCAACUUCGACAUCUAGCACAGAGACACGUUAUUUAGCAAUACUGAGUUAUCUCGAGAUAUAUAACGAACGUUUGCGAGAUUUAUUGAAGGAAGGUACGGGAGAGACGUUGUUGAUGUUGAAGGAAGAUUCUUCCAAAGGAAUUUACGUGGCUGGUGGUUUACGCGAGGUCACGGUCAAGGACGCUGCGGAAUGCGCACGUUUGAUAGAACAAGGUGAUCGAAAAAGAGCAGCAGCAGCCACAAAAAUGAAUGCAGCAAGCUCGAGGAGUCAUGCUGUUUUAACGCUGGCACUCGAAGCAAUAGCAAUCAAUGAAAAUGAUAAGGGUGGUAACGCUAUUAGAAGAGGUAGACUUCAUUUGGUUGAUUUGGCUGGUUCGGAAAGACAAACGAGAACUGGGGCUACCGGGGAUCGUUUGAAAGAAGCUGCCAGUAUUAAUUUAAGCUUGUCUGCUCUUGGUAAUGUUAUUAGCGCAUUGGCUGCUGGUAAUGGCCGACAUGUACCAUACAGGGAUAGUAAAUUGACCAGAUUAUUGAGGGACAGUCUUGGUGGUAAUGCAAGAACGUUGAUGAUAGCUUGCAUCAGUCCAAGUGAUAUCGAUGCCGAAGAAACAUUGAGUACACUUCGAUACGCAGCUAGAGCACGUUGCAUAAAAAAUAAACCAAUCGUUAACGAGGAUCCUAAAGAUGCUUUAUUAAAACAAUAUCAAUUAGAAUUGGAGAGACUUCGAAAAUUAUUGGAAUCGAAUGAUAAAAUACCAGAACAAACUAGUUUUUUGAAGGACGAACAAGAGGAAAACGUUGAGCUAAGAGAAAGGGAAUAUAAUAACGAAGUCGAAAAAUUGAGAAAAGAAUGCGAAAGUUCGAAUUUAUCAGCACAAAGAUUACGCGAGGAACUUGAUAUUUUGAAGUCUAGAUACGAGAAUGUUAACGGCAAGCCUGCAUUGCUUGAAGGUAAACUUGUUAUGGAUGAAUUGGAUAAAGAACGCGAAGAAAAACGUAGGAAAAAGAGAGAGGCCGCUAAACAAGAAGUAUUAAGGAGAUUAGAAAAACUUACCAUUGGUGGUGAGGCUCUUGACAAUACUGAAUUAAGGAAACGAAGGGAGAAAAGAAGAAAAAGAUUGCAAGCUCUUGCUGGUGUCUUAGAAACUAGUAGUCAGGAUGGCGGUGUCUUCCAAGUUUAUGGUCAACUCAGGUCUACGGAAGAUGCAUUAAAAAGAAUGGCAAAAAGAGUACGGCAAUUAGAAGCGGAAGCAGCCGAUCUUCAAGCAUCAUGGGAUGCUGAACGUCGCGAUCUUUUACGACGAGAAUUACUUACGUCACAAUUAUGCGAAGCAAUGAUACCACAUCUUAGGCCAGGUUGUCCACUCCGUGACGUAGCAUCGGUAAGAGCAUCGGCUACUUGGUGCGAGGAAUUAAAUCGAUGGAGAUUUCCGGAUGCAUCAACAUACAUUCCAUUACCACCUACGUCCAUGCAAUAUCGUGAUGGUACCGUUAAUAACGUGCCGACACAUUCCAGUAUGUUAUUAAAAGCAGAUCUUAACAAUAACAAUAGCAGCAAUAAUAAUGGGAAGGAAGAGGAGUAUCGAAAGAUUAAUGUUACUUCGAAGGAGACUUCUAAUGAGGCAAACAAUGAUAACAGCAAUACCGAGACUACCAAAAAGCUUGACAUUGUCGACACUUAUUUUCGAAGGAAUAGGAUUGAUACUUUGUUGGCACGUGUUAGAGAAGCCAAAACAUUUGAAAUAGGAAGUCGUCUGAGCAAGUCUGGUGGCUCAGAGGAUACAACAACGCCAGUUAACAACUACCUUCAACUGAACGCUUUGAACUUGCAAAGCAGUGCACCUGUCAUUACCGAAUCUACCGGUUACAAACCAAGUCAACAUCUAACACUUCCUGGAAAUUUUACAAAAAAUGCUUGGACCUUCGAAGACAAUCCUACGAACAAAAUUUAUGGUUCAUUCGUAACAAAUACGAAAAAAAAUCCACCAAGAAUUUUAGAAGCUUUACCAUCCUAUCCGCAAGGAAAUGGACAAAUUAUUAACACACCAUUUCAUUUUAACGAAAAGAUUACUUCAAAAUUAAAUUCCAAUGAGGAUCAACAACAACAAGAAUUACGUCGACAUCGUUUGCUUGAUCUUGAUAGAAAUUUCCAUUCCCCAACAAGCUGACGAAACUGAUGAUUUAACGAAUUUGUAUAUAAAAUUUAUGCGGUUGACAUAAUCGCUGUUUUUAUUUCUAUUAUUUCGUUACGUUAAUUAAUAUUGUGUUUACUUUAAUUUAUUACAAACAACCAAGACAAAUCAAAGGUGUCGAGAAUAUUUUCGAAAUAUUUUUACGAACAAUCGGGACUAAUCAUUCCAGUAAUAAAAUAGAAAAUUACAGUGUUUUUGUACAUUAAUUUCAGAAAAUAUUUCGCAAAUUGUUUGACCAUAAUUCGAAAUAAUUUGAGAUAAAAAGAGAGAGAGAGAGAGAGCUUAAUGCUCGAGUAACAUUAUUUAACAUCUAACGUGUUGAAAUUAUCGUCGCAAAAAUUGUGAUUAAACUUUGUUCGCUACUUUAAUAACUUGUAAAAAAUGUAUAAAUGUAAUAUUUCAUGAGAGAGCAAUAUUCCUUUUAUAAAUCUGUCUACUUUCUAUAUGUACGUUAUAAACACGCGCGUAAGUCGUAUCUGUGUGUACCACUCGAUGGUUCGCUCAAACCAUUACGAAUUUAUUUAUCUUAUUUUCUUUUUUUUUUUUUUUUGUAAUCCUACGUAGACAUUGACGUAACGCCAUCGAUUCUAUUUUUCAUCCUUUUUUUUUUCUUUUUUUUUUAUUCAAACAUAUUACAUGACAAUCGAAAAGUAAAUGUGUUCACAAUUCUACAUGUAAAAAUUUACCAAAAAAUGUCAAAUAGAAAAAAGGAAAGUAUUUUAGCACGUAAUUUCGUAUAUUAAUUGAAUGCAAAUUUUUAACAACAAUAAUAACAAAAAUUUGUGAAAUCAAAUUCAAAUCAUACUAAUUUAAUGUAGGAAACAAUUCAUUCAAAUUUUUAAUUAAUCGUGCAGAAAUUAAUUCGUAACGCUUAAUAUGGAUCACUAUAUAAAAAAAAAAAAAGAAAAUAAAUAAUACAUAUUAUAAUCACAAAAGAAACGAUAAAAUAAUAGUACAAUUAACGUUUAUGCAUGAAUGGUACGUUGAAUAAAUCAUUUUUAGAAAUUCGAUGAACAGCUGCUCUACGCGCGUUAUUAUAUAGAAAACAAAAAUAGAAAAGACAAAUUUUCAAAUAGAAAAUAGAAUAGCAGGUUUGUUAUAUAAAAACUAGAUGAAAUUAUAAUUGAUAAUUUAAAGUGAAAAUAACUAUUAACGCGCGUGAAGAUUUGGAGUGGGGUGGAGGGGGGGGGAGGAAGGGUAAGGUGAUAGUUAUCUAGGUAUUUGUAGGUGAAAGAAAAAGUUUCUUUAUAUGUUAUAAUUUAUUCCGAGAAAUAUAUUACGUGAGAGUCUCAAUUAUCAUACGAUCCGAAGUUAUAUGCAAAUUCAAUUAACCAUUCAAAUAUAAACAAGUUUUGUUCAUUUAUACGAUGAUGUAUACCUUAUUUACAAUUUGCAAUCAAUAACUCAAUUAUAAUAUUAAUUAUUAUUUCUAUAUAAUUGAUUGUACAAAAAAUUUAAUUGUCUUAUAUUCCGGAAUAUUUCUAAAUACAUUACUUUGCUUUUGAUUUGCAUAAAUAGCGCCAUGUAAUUGGGUUAGUUGAAUGUCGACACUUUGGUUUGGAGAUAGGAAAGAAAUCUUUCGAGAUAAAAUGAAAAAUGAUACGAUAAAAUUAAUUUUCUUAAGAUUUUUCCUUUAGUUUUAUAAUGCAAUGAGGUAAUAGAAAAAAUGCAUAUACAUUCCUUGUCAACUUCUUGACUCUUUUCACGUGAAAAAAAAAGUAUUAAAAUGCAAUGGUUGGAGGUGACUGAUUGAAAAACACUUUGCUGAAAAAAAUUGUUUUCCUCUUGAAGUAACUGCAAAGAGUCAUCCUAUUUUUUGUUAUGUUAUUUUUUGUAGAAGUUAGAAAAAAAAAUUGUUGUAUGGAAAAAAAAAGAUGAUUGGGAUAAAAUCGAUUUAUAUAUCUUAUUACAAUGAUAUCUUUUUUUAUGGGAAACCAGUGUUAUAAGGAACGUGCAGUUUAACAUAAAAAAAGAAA